This is a messenger RNA of Helicoverpa armigera (cotton bollworm), 721 nucleotides long. RefSeq lists its product as uncharacterized. The record is from RefSeq and is a predicted model, not a curated record. NCBI's taxonomy places the organism in Eukaryota, Metazoa, Arthropoda, Insecta, Lepidoptera, Noctuidae. The transcript has 5 exons. Bases 149 to 643 code for a protein of 164 amino acids.
GAAGCCGAAACCCGCCAGUCUGAAUCGGCAGGGUCCACGGGACAGACGCCAACUAGCGAUUAUUUUCCAAAUAGUUGCAUUUUUGUAUUUUUACAUAAAUAUAAUAAUAAGUGACUGUUGAUCCAGUUGUCAACUUACAAACUAAAAAAUGGCGUUGGAAUUCAAUAAGUGUUGCUUCUGCAUAGAGCUGAGAACGGGAUGUCUGAUCAUCGGUUACCUGAACCUGAUCGGCAACAUCGUAAUGAUCUUGCUGUCGAUCCUGGGUCUGGCAGCCGCAGGCGUGGUGACGGCGCAAGGCAAGGAUGAGGAUGUGCAGGCAGUGGGAGCCGUCAUGUUCGCCGUCGUUGCGAUCAUGCUCGUCUUCCUCAUACUGUUCCUCGCGUUCACUAUAGUGCUACUGGUCGGAUUGCAUCAGUAUAAACGAGGACACAUAAAGGCCUACCUGAUCUACGCUCUGAUCUUCAUUGUGCUGUACAUCAUCAUGUUCUUCGCGAGCUUCGCGUCUGAGCACAUCGUCGCCGGCAACAUCGUCAGAGAUCUCAUCUCUAUCUUGUUGAGCAUUUACUUCUUGCUGGUGAUCAGAAGCUACUACCUGAAGAUGGACGACCCUGCCAACAAGCCCGCGGUCUACAACACGGCUUAAGUUACCUAAUUGUAAUUAAAUAUCUAUGAUAUUGAUUAAACAAUUAAUUAUCAGACGCGUAGCAUUUAUGUUUUAAUU